AGUUAGUAAGUCCCAUACUCUAUUGCAACACAGGUAAUAUCACAAGAAUCUGUUGGAAUGCUUCAUAGAUUAUCUGGAGGAUCUUGGGACCCUCAUGACCAAAAUGUUGUGGCAACCAUAUGCGAAUCUUGGCUACAAUGUUGGGAUCUCAGGACCAUGAAGAAGGCAAAUUCAAUUGAGAAUGCACAUUUUAGAGACGUUGAUUAUAAUCCCAAGAAGCAGCAUAUAAUUGUCACUGCAGAGGAUGAAUCAGGGAUUCGUAUUUGGGAUCUCCGAAAGCCCAAGUUUCCUAUGGCUGAGCUUCCUGGGCAUGUGCAUUGGACAUGGGCUGUUCGCUACAACCCUGAGUAUGAUGAUCUUAUAUUGACUGCUGGAACAGACUCGGCUGUAAAUUUGCUUUUGGCUUCUACUCCUGGAAGCAGUGAUUCAACACCUGAAAGCUUAGCUGACUAUGCAGCACUUCGAAUGGAUCCUUUACUGCAUUCGUACAGUGACUAUGAGGACAGUGUUUAUGGUAUUGCAUGGAGCCACAGGGAGCCUUCAAUAUUUGCUUCAUUGUCAUAUGACGGGAGGGUGGUAGUGGAAUCAGUAAAGCCAUAUCUCGACAAGAACUGAAAGUUCAUAUCCAUCCAACUGGCCAUUGAACUCUGGUGAUGUAACCCUAUUGGUUUCCGGCAUUUAUAUUGUCAAGCUUUCAUUUCAAUGAGUGUGAUAGAAAUUGGUUUAUCAGAAUUUUGCUUCUGUCGCUUAGGCUUAUGUUGAAUAUUUGCUAAAAGGUUAUUUAGUUUAUUGACAUUUCAUAUAAAUAAUUAAUAAUGCAUGUUUUAUUAGCAGA
Molecule: messenger RNA, 835 nt
Organism: Dendrobium catenatum
Lineage: Eukaryota; Viridiplantae; Streptophyta; Magnoliopsida; Asparagales; Orchidaceae
Product: WD repeat-containing protein DWA2-like
Exons: 8
Coding region: 58-615 (185 amino acids)
Biological process (GO): protein ubiquitination
Molecular function (GO): protein binding
Source: RefSeq, a predicted model, not a curated record